UGCUGGCCUCAACGUCGCUUCUUCCACUCCUCGUCACUUUCUCUCUCUCUCUCUCUGCCUUCCCCUCAUUUCAGCUCCGCCGCUCUACUUUCUUUUCUCUCACCUCUCCACCGCUGCCCUUUUCUUACCUCUCAUAGAAUGUUCUGCUCUGGUAUUAUCCGCCUAUGCUAGAGCUUCCCUUGUUUUCGAAAUCCCUCGAUUUUGGAUCUGCCACUGGCCAUGGCGGAUUCCAGUGGUCACUCGCCUUGGGGUGGAUCGCCUUGGUCUGGUAUGGCAUUGUGACAGCAGUUUGCGGUUUGGGAUACUAUAAGAUAUGGAAAUACUUUCUCCGACGACCUCAGAAAUCACAUUCAGCCAACACACCGGAUGCCCCCCAUGUCACCGUGAUUCGCCCUGUAAAAGGUCUCGAGCCACACCUGUACGACUGCCUUGCCUCCAUAUUCCGUCAGGAGUACCCACGCAACAAAUUAACAAUAUACCUCUGCGUGGCCACCCAGAGCGAUCCCGCCUACCUAACCCUUCAAAAGCUGGUCUCUGACUUUCCCCACGUCGAUGCGCGCGUUCUUGUUGAAGAGGAAGACCCAUUGCUUCAACGGGAUCAUGAACCUAUUUACCAUCUCGGGCCUAAUCCCAAAAUCCGGAACAUGAGUCGUGCAUACCGGGAAGCCAAGGGUGAUAUUAUUUGGAUUGCGGAUUGUAACGUGUGGGUUGGGAAAGGCGUCUGCGGAAGGAUGGUGGACAAACUUUGCGGCUUAGGGCCCAACUCCAACAGGCAGUACAAAUUUGUACACCAUCUGCCCAUUGCAGUAGAUGUGACGGGAGCUCCUAGUUUGCGGGAGGGCCAACAGGUCUUGCGAGAGGCGCACAGCAACCAAAAGCGCGGUUCAGAGGGGGAAUUGGCUACAGAAACAGUGGCCAGUCCAUACAAGCUUGGUCCCUUGGCCAUGGGAGGAGGUCGUCUCGAAGAACUGUUUCUAUCCUCUUCACAUGCCAAAAUGUACACUGCUAUCAACACAGUGCUCAUAGCACCGUGCAUUGUUGGAAAAUCGAACAUGUUCCGGCGUUCUCAUCUCGACUACCUUACGACCUCACCCCCAACUGACACUCGUCAACGCAACCCGGGAAUCGAUUACUUCUCUGACAACAUUUGUGAGGACCACCUGAUCGGGGACCUGCUUUGGAAGAAUAAAGUCCGCGAGGAGAAGGAAUCGGGGAAGGCCCUAGGGAAGCAUGCGAUGGUGUUUGGAGAUCUUGCCUUCCAACCCGUGGCGAACAUGAGCGUCCGUUCGUAUAUAGCGCGUCGGGUGCGCUGGUUGCGUGUCCGCAAAUUUACAGUGAUGCUGGCAACGCUGGUUGAACCUGGCACGGAGUCAAUUCUGUGCUCGUUGUAUGGAGCUUUCGGUGUCACCACCUCUCUAGCACAACUACUGCAAGACAAGGGAUACGAUUUUGCAGCCAGCCUUUCCACAUGGACAGCUUUCUUUGCAUUCCUUGGGCUCAGUCUGUUUCUUUGGAAUCUCGUUGACUGGACGGUAUACAUCAUGUUGCACUCUGCCAAGACCGUUGAGGUAGACCAUCAUAGUCCCGCAUUUGUGCUUCCAGCUCGUGGACGCCUAACGAGACGUCCAUUCUCACGUUGGUUGGCUGCAUGGCUUGGGCGAGAGACGCUUGCCUUUCCCAUCUGGUUUUGGGCAAUCUGGGGCGGCCAAACUGUUACCUGGCGCGACCGCCAAUUCCGCGUUGGGUUCGAUAUGAAAACCCAUGAGGUUGGGGGAUCGAAAGCUCGAGGAGAUUAAUGCUAGCACGACUAUAGAAAGUAUCAGGAAUCAAAGAACCAACGAACAAAAAAGUAUUUAUUUUAUU
This is a messenger RNA of Aspergillus ochraceoroseus IBT 24754, 1863 nucleotides long. RefSeq names its product putative ceramide glucosyltransferase. Gene Ontology annotation, cellular component: membrane. The transcript is spliced from 2 exons. The coding region runs from base 165 to 1796 and encodes 543 amino acids. The record is from RefSeq and is a predicted model, not a curated record. Gene Ontology annotation, molecular function: ceramide glucosyltransferase activity. Gene Ontology annotation, biological process: glucosylceramide biosynthetic process. NCBI's taxonomy places the organism in Eukaryota, Fungi, Ascomycota, Eurotiomycetes, Eurotiales, Aspergillaceae.